CGGGCUUCAGGCCGACAGACCACCUUUCGCUGCCGCUGUUCCCCCUGCUGCCGUUGACUUGUGAGGAGCUUCGCGGCCGUCCCCACUGGCCACCAUGUCCGCCCAGGCGCAGAUGCGGGCCCUGCUGGACCAACUCAUGGGCACUGCUCGGGACGGUUCAGUGUAUCUUUGCCUGCCUACAUCAAUCUGCAAGGGAGUUGCAGAAAAGCCUCAUGUUCAUCGAGCCGUGAGUCACAACCAAUUUCUAAGCUGUUAUAACAAAAAAGUGUUUGCUUUUUUUCCACAAGUAACUUUAAAAGUGUAGUUUAGAAAGAAAACAUUUUCAGUAAAAAGACACUACAUUAAUCCUGGAUGCUUGCAAAUCCUGAAAUAUAUUCCUCCUUGACUAUUACACAGCACUGUGUCCUAUACACAGAUUAGCCUUAAAAUUUGUCACAUACCACUUUGCCUUUACUUUUAUGUAUCAUUCCCCCUGACUUCCUUACUGCAGGUGUGGGCAAGAAAACUUUUCCUUUAAAACUUUUCAACAGCGGGCAUAAAAUUCUGCAGCUGAGUUCUUGAAGAAUGCAGAUGGGUACAGUAUGUGUUGGAGUUCACAGUGUGUAUUGACUAACCUGAUUCUUUUUUGCUUUCUUUGGUAUUGUCUUGUUAAAAGUGACUCCCAGGUGCCAACUUCCAUUUUUAAGGGUGGGGAUAAAAGGGGAAUAAGAAGAAAAGGUCUAGAGAUAUUGAACAGUUAGUGAUAGAGCCUGAAAGCUUUCUUCUUAUUGCAGUUUUUGAUAAACCACUGCCUAUAAUUUGACUACAACAAAAGAUUAAUAGAUAGUUUGCUUGGUGGAAAUUACCAGCUCUAAGUCAUGUGGUAGAUUCAUGGCACUCUGAUUACAUAGGUCUUAGUGUCUCAUUGCCCAUAUGUGUAUUUGGGCUGGUGCCUUUUGUUGGUGCUCACUCUUACUUCUAACUCCUUGACUUAAUGAUGGAGUUAGAUGUGAUUAAGUGUGCGGCUUCAUAAAAUACUUAGCUUAAAACAAAUCUGUAUUCCUUUCCAGUUGUAAAUCUCUUUAGAUCAGUUUCUUAGUGUAUGUGAUGGGGAGAAUACAGAAAUGCUAGUCUGCAAAUCAUCCAGGUGUAUUGUUGUGCCAGGUAGCCUUGUGUAGUUAAUGAGAUAAUACUUUAUUUAAAACCACAAAUGAAUUUCAGGAGAUGAAACCAGACAGAGGGUCAAGUUUACAGAUGACCGUGUCUGCAAGAGUCACCUUCUGGAUUGCUGCCCCCAUGACAUCCUUGCUGGGACGCGCAUGGAUUUAGGAGAAUGUACCAAAAUCCACGACUUGGCCCUCCGAGCAGAUUAUGAGAUUGCAAGUAAAGAAAGAGACCUGUUUUUUGAAUUAGAUGCGAUGGAUCACUUAGAGUCCUUCAUUGCAGAGUGUGAUCGGAGAACUGAACUUGCCAAGAAGCGGUUGGCAGAAACACAGGAGGAGAUCAGUGCAGAAGUUUCUGCAAAGGCAGAAAAAGUACAUGAGUUGAAUGAAGAAAUAGGAAAGCUUCUUGCUAAAGCAGAGCAGCUGGGAGCUGAAGGAAAUGUGGAUGAGUCCCAGAAGAUCCUUAUGGAAGUGGAGAAAGUUCGUGCAAAGAAAAAAGAAGCAGAGGAAGAAUACAGAAAUUCCAUGCCUGCAUCCAGUUUUCAACAACAAAAACUCCGUGUCUGUGAGGUUUGUUCAGCUUACCUUGGUCUCCAUGACAAUGACCGACGUCUUGCAGAUCACUUCGGGGGCAAGUUACAUUUGGGGUUCAUUCAGAUCCGAGAGAAGCUUGAUCAGUUGAGGAAAACUGUGGCUGAAAAGCAGGAGAAGAGAAAUCAGGAUCGCUUGAGGAGAAGAGAGGAGAGAGAACGAGAGGAGCGGCUAAGCAGAAGGUCUGGAUCAAGAACCCGAGAUCGCAGGAGGUCACGAUCCCGGGAUCGGCGACGGAGGCGAUCUAGAUCUACCUCCCGAGAGCGGAGAAAGUUUUCCCGUUCCAGGUCCCGAGAUAGACACCGGCGCCAUCGCAGUCGUUCCCGGAGCCAUAGCCGGGGUCACCGCCGGGCUUCCAGGGACCGGAGUGCAAAAUACAAGUUCUCCAGGGAGCGCUCAUUGAGAGAGGAAUCGUGGGAGUACGGGCGGAGUGAGCGAGGGCCCACUGACUGGAGGUUGGAGAGCUCCAAUGGCAAGACUGCAUCGCGGAGGUCGGAGGAGAAGGAGGCUGGCGAGAUCUGAACCUGGCUCUGGCACUGUAAAUAGUCUAACAAACAUUCAGCACAGCCUAAAUUACCCUUUAUAUUUGCUGGAUAUAACUCAUCUUUUGUAGUUAAAAUUUCUAUUGUUUGGCCCUAGCUGUGAGUUUCUAGAGUUGUUCAGAGCUGCUCCUGUGUUUGGGGUUAUGUUGUAUAGGAACAAAUAAAUUUGGCGGCUGCCUCCUGACAGCUGUGUUGGGGUGUCUGCUGUCCUCUACUCUAGAGGCACUUCACUAGGAUCCUGCACUUGUGGAGAUAAAGGCUGGUGCUGCCAUUACCUUAGAAAACUGACCAAAUAUCUGACCACUUUAACUUUUGGUAUCCUGUGUGCCAGGGCACUCCCAACACACUUAACUGAGCCAGAUGUAUGUGGCUUCCCUGCCUGGCUCACACUCUGCAUCUCAGCUGCUCGUCUCCUCUCAAUGUAAACCAUAGAGCAGACUCUGGGUGAGAGGGGGCAGCCAUAUUACAAACUCAUUUUCUUAGGGAGAGCUAUAGCUAUUGAAACCUUAGCUUAGGUGAGCACAUUGCAGUUCCACUUUGUUACUUAGGUGGAAUAAAGACAUAGAUGACCCCUACCUGCCAAUCAGGAGGUCCUUGGGAGAGGGUUGCAGCUUAGGUCAGGUAUCUUGGGUGGUUUACACUCGGGGUAGGUUUAUUGUUAACCCCUGAGCAUAUGUUGUUGCUCACAGAGGACCAAUGCCUUCAGAUCAAAGUGAAGCCCAAAUAGAAAAGAUAACUGAAGCGUCUUCCCUUCACUUGUCCUGGGGGGGGUUAGAGUUUGUUUUCAGAGGGACCUGUAGUUGGUUGUGUUAAACAUAAAAGCACCCUCUCUAUGCCAUGCUUGUUAAGGUUUAGGUGCUGUCUUGAGCUGUAGGUUUGAUGGCCACACAUAGGAUCUUGAGAUCUUAUAGUGUGGCUCCUGGUGCUGCCCCAGGCUCCCUUUUAUGGAGGAUGUGUGUGGGUACCUGCAGUGCUGAUGGUGAAACAGGCUUUCCCUGGUCAACUGUCUCCAUAUGAAAGGAGGUGGGGUGGGAUAUCCCUGAAGGACCCACUGGGGCUCAGUGCUGUGCACAGGUGCCAUGUGUAGGUUUCAUCUCUAGCCCUUUGGCCUCCAGGUGGGACUCAAUUUAGCUUUGCUCUGCUCUCUUCCUGGAAUAAGGCCUGUACCUGGUCCCAGGUGAACAUUUUGACUAGUUGUGUACUCAUUUUGCUUCCUGGACUCUUUAGGGGACAUAACUGGACAGUUCUCCUCAGAGUCAGCAUUAUGUCUGGUUUGAAUUCUUUCUGUACUUUUUCUGUCUAGAUAUAAAUUUGAAUGUGGAGAAACAGCUGUUUUAUCGGGGUGUAAAGUUACUGGAAACAUUUCUGUACCGUGGCCUGUGGUACCCUCAGAGGAUAAUUCCUAGGCUCAUGUGGCAUACUGCAGCUACUGAGGUACAGUAGGCAGACCUCCUGCUUAGGUAGCAUCCUUUGCGUGGUCAGGGUCCCUAGAGUUGCAGAAAGGCCACUUGUUUAGUCUCUUGUGGAGGAUGUUCUUACCAAAGGCAGUGUAGCAUUUGUUUGUUUGGAAGGACAGUCUUGCCUUGUUACCCAGGCUGUUGAACUUCAGGGCUGAAGAUUCCUGUCUCUGUCUCCAAGUAGCUGGCACUGAUGACUGUGCCAACACAUCUGGAUGGUUUGUUUUAUUGUCCUUUUCUUUUUCUUUCUUUCUUUUUUUUCUUUUUUUCUAGACAGGGUUUCUCUGUGUAGCCCCGGCUGUCCUGGAACUCAUUCUGUAGAACCAGCUGGCCUCGACCUCAGAGGUCUGCCUACCUCUGCCUCCUGAUGUUUUGUUUUCUUAAUUGGAGUUUUCAUGGAGAAAGGGAACUAGGAGAACAGAUAACCAUAAAUCUGUUGUGUGUGUUUGUUGGUGGCUCAGGCCAUUAUGUAAGAACCUGAGGGACCAGGACAGGUGCCAAUUAGGUUCUAGCCCCAAGAACUGGGAGAGCCAGUAGUUUUCAUCCUGGCCUUUUGUGAGGCCGACUAAUCAGGACCACCCACGGGUAGGGUACAGGAGGAGCAGAUAUGCCCUUCCUGGACACUGUUGUUCUUUGCAGGCCCUUGGUGAUAGCACUGCAUUGGGCAGGACAGUCCUAACUCUGGCUUGUGAUGCUAAUGCUUCUCCAAUCCACCCUGUGUUUUCCCAUGUCAUGUAGUGUCUGUUGUGCAUGUGCUCUGAGAGAUGACUUCACAUACAGGACGUAGUUUGUCUUAUGUUGAAUAAGAACUGAAGGACAUAUUCAUAUGGGAUAUAUAGCAAAUGGGGCAGCAGAUUAAAAUCAGGUUCUUCAAUGACCAUGAUUGAUUCUUAGGCAAGAAGAAAGCAUUACCUUCUCUCUGAAAUCAGAUGAAAACAGGGUUUGGUAGCUCCUGGUCCCCUUGUGUACAUGAUAAGCACUAGGGCCUAGGGACGAAAUCCUGGGUCUAGAGUCUGGCAACAUUGGGCCUUUACCACAAGCCUUCCUGAUAUUGGAAGUUAUUUUUGUCUUGUCUCAUGUAGGUCAGCCUUGUGCCAAUAGGUGGCACUGUCCCAGUUUUGGAGACUGUUUUAGAUGUCCUGGGCACCUAAGCUAUCUAUCAGCACCCACAGCCCUAUACACCCACCUUCCUACAGGGAGGGGUGGGCCUAUCAGUGAAUUAGGCCCCGCCCAUGUGGAUCUGAAAACAGGAGGAUGAACAUGAAGCAUCCAUAGAGAGUGUCUAACCAUGACUACUCCUGCACUUAGAGGACCUGUGGUACUGUAAUUCUCUGAGGGAUAAAAGUGGCAGGUAUUUGCCCAGGAUGGCCAAAUCAGUCCUCAAUAUUUGUGAUGAAUAACCCUAGGCCUGCCACGCUAGAGACCUCUUGAAUCUCCUAAUGUUCCAUGGUCAUUUUAACAGGCAAAAGGCUGGAACUUCAUCAUAUUAACUUGGGGAUCUGUGACUCUUGGACCUUGACCCGUGCAUUGGGAGGAUGGUAGGCCCUUAGUACUCAGGAGACAUGAGAGAGAGAGGAGAUGUAGGAUAUGCCCCUUGGAGGACCCAUCUCCAGUUUAAUAAUGCUUGGAAGCCAGCACCUAAAUGUUGUGGCUCAGGAACAUCACUGUCGAGGCCCACAUGGUAUGCCAGACAUCCAGAGUAGGGCCAGGCAAAGACCAACAGGCUGACAUCGGCCCAGGAGCUGUGGGAGCGGUUGCUUACCUUGAUGGGGCCUCUCCAGAGGGUCAGUCUAUCAGCCACCGGGCUGUGGGCUGUAAUCGGCAGUCUGUGAACUCUGGUUUCCAGUUUGCCAUGACCUGGGAACUUAAGUUUUCUUGGGCUCCCAAGCCUCAGAUUUUUCCUACCUGGCUUAUAUUAUUAGAAUACACGGAAUUUUAGAGUGUGUUCUAUCCUUGUCAGUGUCUUCUGCCUCCUGAGUCGUUAACACACUUCCUUGGGUCUGCUUACUAAUAAAAUGAACAUAAUUACUUCUCAGAUAAGUAAAUGGACAGCUGUUAGGUGUGUGACUCCUAGCACAUGUUCCUUUCAGAACUGUGAUAUUUAUGGAAUGCCCAUGAUGUAUUCCAGUGAUAGCAAAAUACAGCAAAGCUUCAUAUAACAAACUACUAUUACAGCCAUUUCUGAUGUGUGUAAGUCAGUGAUGUUUAUGUAUCCACAGUGUUGUGCAGUCAUCAUUCUUAGUAAGUUGCAGGAUGUUAUCAUCCAGACAGAAACUCCAGCCCACUAGCUAAAACCAUCCAGCUCCUUCUGAAGCUCCUGGCAACCAGGAGUCUGUUUUCUGUCCCUAUAGUUUGCUCAUUUGGAUAGUUCACAAACGGAUUCAUUCACUGUAUGGCCUUUGGUGUAUUGGCUUCUACUCAAGGUGUCUGCAAAAUUCAGUGGCAUGAUAUAAUCUUACAUUUAUGGGUGGAGAAUAUUCCAUUCUAAGUGUGAACUACAUGUUAUUUACUUUUACUCUUGAUGGUUAAUCUGAUCAACUCAAAGGGUUUUAGAAUCACCAUGAAAACACCCCGAGUGUGUCUGUGAAGGUGUUUCCAGAGGUUUCAGUGAGAAAACCCACCCAGAUAUAGGCUGCACUGUUCUAAACUCCGGGGUCCUAGAUUGAAUAAAAAGGAGGGAAAGAGCUGAGCACCAGCCGUCAUCUCUGCUUCCUGACUGCAGAUGCAGUGCGACCAGCUGCCUUAAGUUCCUGCAACCAUGACUUCCCCCACCAGGACUGUACCCUUAUACUGUGAACUAAAAUAAAGCUCCUUCCCUCGGCUGA
Messenger RNA from Peromyscus maniculatus bairdii (prairie deer mouse), 6557 nucleotides. The record is from RefSeq and is a predicted model, not a curated record. NCBI's taxonomy places the organism in Eukaryota, Metazoa, Chordata, Mammalia, Rodentia, Cricetidae.